AAUACAAGCGAAUCUAGCUGUAUUGUUUUGGCAGGAGAAUUCAAUCUUCCCGCACUUGACUGGACUACAUUCGAUGAACAAAUCCCUACUACGGCCGGAGGUCAACUGGAAAACAGUUUCUGCGAUCUGUUUGAUGAUAAUUUCCUACAGCAAUUCAUUCUUGGUCCUACCCACAACUGUGGCAAUAAACUUGACCUUCUUCUAAGUAACUGUCCUGAAAUUAUUACGAAUGUCGAAACAUCUACUCCCGAACAGUGCAAAUUUCCAACCGAUCAUUAUAUCGUCGAAUUUCAGAUCAAACUUAAAUUUAAGCGAGCCAGGAAUGUCAAACGUCGAAUUUACAACUACAAAAUGGCAAACUUUGAAGGUUUGCGUAGCUGCUUGUCCAAUGUACCGUUUGAGAACGCUUUCUCGGAUGAUAUUGUCCAAUACUGGUCGAAUUGGAAAGACUUAUUCUUGACGGCUGUGAAUAAAUUCGUCCCUGUUAAAACCAUUAAAGACAUAAAUUCCCCCCAAUGGAUUGACGGCGAAGUUCGUCAGCUUGUCCGUAAGAAAUACGCUGCACUCAAGAAAUUCCGCCAGAAUAGAUCCAUCAUCCGUAAGCAAAAGUUGCGUUGUAUAAGUCAAAACAUCAAGAGUUUGAUCAGAAAAAAACAUCGCGAAUAUCUAGAAAGAGUCGAAAGUUCGUUCAACAAAAACCCGAAGUUUUUCUGGAGCUACCAUAAAGCCAUUCUACACCAUAAGGAACAACACAACGCGGUUGUUACUUACAAAGAUAUUACAGCCAAAACUCCAGCAGAGAAAGCUGAACUUUUUAAUUCAUACUUCUCAUCUGUGUUUGUACCAUCAAAAUCCACCACUGACACUGACAAUAACUUAGACUCUUUUGAUCCCGAUACCCAAAUAUCUGAUAUAACCUUAACAACGGAAGAAGUUGCUGCGUGUCUGUAUAAUCUGGACAUCUCUAAGGCAAGCGGCCCAGAUGGCAUUCCAGCAAGAAUUCUAAAGGAAUGUAGCGACCAAAUCGCACCUAGCAUUUGUGACCUGUUGAAUCAUUCGCUACGCACUGGGCGCCUUCCCUCCGAAUGGAAAUCAGCUGAUGUUACACCCAUUCACAAGAAAGACCUUAAAGAACCCGUUGAAAAUUACAGACCGAUUUCCCUCCUGCCUAUCAUCAGCAAAGUUUUGGAACGUUGUGUUUCCAGGAGAUUCUACGAUCACAUCAUUCACCUCAUCACACCAUCACAACAUGGUUUUCUUAGAAACCGUUCGUGUAUCACUCAGCUUGUCCAAGUUCUUCACUCUGUUGGUCAGUGUCUUGACAAAAACCUUCAGUCUGAUAUAAUUUACCUUGAUUUUGCCAAAGCUUUUGAAUCUGUAGAUCAUCAAAUACUUCUAAGAAAACUCAAGUCAUAUGGCGUUACAGGGCGUCUUCUCGACUGGUUUCGUGAUUAUUUAAGCGGACGUACCCAAAGAGUUGUUGUCGAAGGUGUCCCAUCAAGCUGGGUUCCUGUUAUCUCUGGCGUGCCACAAGGAAGUAUCCUGGGUCCGAUACUUUUUGCUGUCUUCAUAAACGAUCUUCCGGAAGUAAUAUCCAAUGGCUCUCCGGAAGCUAUGUAUGCUGAUGAUACAAAAUUGUUUAGAAACAUCAACUCUACAACUGACGGUGAUUGUCUACAAGAAUCUUUAUCCAACCUCGAUAAGUGGAGCCAUGAUAAUAACAUCAAGUUCAACGCAUUAAAAUGUAAGGUUUUGAGCGUGACUCGAAAGAAAUAUCCCGUGACUUACAACUAUCAUCUGGGUUCAUCUUCGUUGCUUCGUGUCCGGAAAGAAAAAGAUCUCGGCAUCAUCGUGACAGACAAUCUCUUGUGGAACUCGUAUAUUCAAAUGAUAACAGCUAAAGCUAACAAGAUGCUUGGUCUCCUAAAGAGAACUUGUCCUUUAUUGACGGAAACCAAAAUCCGGCGUUCAUUAUACAUAUCGCUUGUAAAGUCGAAGUUAUGCUAUGGUACUGAAAUUUGGUCUCCAUCCAAUGUCUCCCUCAAAGUCAAGAUCGAAAGAAUACAACGACGCGCGACAAGAUGGAUCCUAAGAUCAAGAAUAGGUGAGAUAUCAUACCAGGAGAGACUUCAGACUUUGGACAUGCUGCCGCUGUGUUAUGACAGAGAAAUCCAAGACUUGGUCUUCUUCUAUAAGGCACUAUACGGUUACGUAGACUUAGACAUAGGCAAUUAUGUUAGUUUUGUUAGUCAUGAUCGUUCUCGACUAACCUUAAAUCCUAGUCUAUUACUUCAAGUGCCGUUAUGUAGAACAACUACGUUUAAAAACUCUUACUUUAAUCGAACAGUUCAUUUAUGGAAUGUAGUGUGCAGAGCUGCAUCACCUAAUAACUUCGUGACAUUAUUUACUUUUAAGAACUUUCUUCGUCGGACUUAUUCGUUUUUACGUAAUUCAGUUUUUGACGUAGACAUGCCAUGUACCUGGUCUCUUGUUCGAGACUGUCCAUGUCACAGAAACUAAAAUAAUGUAUAGUUCUUUGAUUGAAGUAAAGUUCGUUUCGUGUACAUGCCCAAGUCACAUGUUUUCAAAACCAAGUUAGUUUUAUUUUCCGUACAAUUUUUCCAAAAUCUACAUGCAUUUUACGUAUUUGGAGAUCCUGUGGGUAUGCGCAAAUCGAGCUUUACCUCAACUAUAAUUUAUAGUGUAAUGUAAUUUUUUGUGUAAAGUUUGUAAGGGAGGUGCCUCGCAUGGGCUUUUUCUGACCCGUUUGCACCUUUCCUUUUGGGAAACACCCAUUUAUCGUUAUUGUUAGUAUUCCCAAUAAAGUUAUAAAAGACCAUCCAGCUAUUCAAAAACAGCAUUGACACUCAAGGGAAGCUCAGAUUGAACCUCCACUCUUUGAGUACGAGUGUGAGUGAGCUUUUAGAAUACAGGCGUAAAACAAUUAUUCGCCUCAGGCUCGGUGAUUUCGGGGGAUAUUCACCUCGACUUUGUCUCGGUGAAUAUUCCCCGAUAAUCAUCUCGGCGAAUAUUCAGUGCAGUUAUAGCGUUAUAUUAUUCAGUACAGUUAUAACGUUAUAUCAUAUUAUAUUCAGUACAGUUAUAACGUUAUAGUAUAUUAUAUUCAGUACAGUUAUAACGUUAUAUUUUUCAGUACAGUCAGCGUUUUUUUGUUAUUAAUAUUAAGAAACAUAAAUACACUUGCAAUAAUAGUAUAAUACCACUUGUUUCUUUCAGCUUAUUGGUUGGCAUUACUUGAUGUGGGUAGUCUGGACAUUCUUGAUUCCAAUAUUUAUCAUACCGGUUAUAUUCAUGGCAAUAUUCUAUGGAGUUUGUGCCAUCAAAAUCACCAAACAACUUGGACAGACCUGCAUUUUCUUUGAAGAAUACGGUAUAUACAUGCAAAAAUGUUGAAUGACGGUGCACGAAUGUAGUUCUUUUAAUUCUUUCUUGUUACAAGGUAGAAUGGUGUAAGGUUUAAUUGAAGAGUGAUUUAUUUGCCUAUGUCGCCAAACUGUGAAAUUGUUUUCUGGAAGCAAGAUUUAAAAAAAUGUCUUUCAUAAUGAUGACGACCAAAAUGCUGGUUUCAUUAAAACACAUUAAUAAAAAGAGCAGAAUUUAAGUUUUCUUUUAUGGCAGAUGACACAAAUUUCUCCUUUAAAAAAUUAACAUUAAAAAUUUGUGAAUACAAUUCUGAGUAUAUGUGAACGAGGCGACUGCCGAGACCUUUGAGCCUCGUUUUCAUGUUUUAUUAAUAAUAUCACGCGCAACACGUUAUUCUACUUGCCGACAAUCGUACCUUUUGAACUGAUGACAACUUGCAUGUUAGACUAAAUUUUAAUCUAAGUAAAGAGAAGGAAAUCAAACACCACAGCUAAAAAGAACAUAAUGAAAUUAGUAAAAUUUGGUUGCGAUAUGUUGUAAAGCUUGGAAAAUAAAGUCUUGCAAAUUUUGUAUAUGUUUGUAUUACGUGCGGAAAUUGUUACCAUUUUCGGCUCAAAAAUGGUCACAAUUUCCGCACGUAUAUUAAAUACAAACAUAGCCUAUACAAACUUCGCAAGGCUAUAUUUUCCGUAUUUUACAACAUUUCGUAACCAAAUUUUGCCAUUUUACUAAUUUUAAUAAGUUCUUUACGGGAAUUUACUUUUCUUUUGCCUAUAUAAAAAAUUAGUCUAACAUGCAAGUUGUCUAUUGUUUUGCCAUUUAAGUUUAACGAUAGUCUUCUCUGACUUAUGCUUGGUUUUCAAGCUAAGUAUGCUGUGAUGUACAAUAUGUCUCACAUAAUAAUGUAAUUCUAUGUUUUCAGCUCUUGACGAUGUGUUUGGUGUGAAAGAAGUUUGUGGCAAUGAAUUAAUUGUUUUCUGCACUGCGGUAAGCAAACAAAUAUCAUCGAGUUACACGUAAUUUCACAUACAUAUACAUGUGCUAUUCCUAAAGUUAUUUAAUUAAAUUAUAUUUGGUGCUCGAAAUUUGGCGUUUAUUUCAUUUUCUAACGUGGGGAAAUCUAUUUUAAGAUGAAAGGAAAAAAGUCAUGUCUUGUUGUACGACCACAUUUUUACAUCUUUAUAGAUGGAACGACUAUAAAAAAACAAGGGACAACUGGCUCACAAGUUUUUGAGAACUGUCAUCAUAUGCAUGGGAACACAUUUAGCAAAUACAGUUAUAAAUUUACAACGUAAAUCUUCGUUGCAUAAUAGGUUCACUAAUUGAGCAAUCUUAAAGAAACUACGAAUGACCAUAACUAACGAUAUAUUUAAAAAUAUUUUUCAGAUGAGCAAUGCAACACCUUACUUCAUCUUUUGUUUUGUUGGAACAAUUUUUGUCGUUAUUGGUGUGGUAUGUAUCACGUUUCCAAUUUGACAAUAACUCUAUUUCUGAAAUAGAGGAAUGGUAUAAAAGGUGCAGUUUUAACUGCACGUCAACGAAAAAAGAAACGUUUCAUAUAUUUAUAUAAUUACAAAGAGUACAUGCACGUCUACUGAAGAGAUAGGAAAAUAGCACUAUUGGUAUAAUUUCCAACCAUUUAGCACUCGCAAGGAAGUGAGAGAUAAUAUAUAGCAGAGAAUAAAGCUGUGGAUCGAUAGGGAUACAACUACCUGAAAAACACAUGGAGAAUUUGAAGUUCUCUUUGUAUUUUUCAGGUAUAGUUGUAUCCCUAUCAAUUCGCAGCUUUUUUAUUAUUAGUGAGGUUCAGAUUUGACGUCCACUACCGCUACCGUUAAGGGACCAUUAGCCAAUCAGAUGUGUUUGAUAUAACCGAUCAACCAAUCACAUGUUUAUACUAAGCCAGUGAGAGGUAGUGGUUGUCAAAUCUGAACUCUCUAUAGGUACUAUCUACACUGCUACAGACUCUUCAAGAUGAUAUCUCAAACUCAUUAAUCAUUCAUGAGUAAAUUAGCCAACCAUGUUGCUUUAUUUCGUUCACAUGAUAAUACUGGAUACCCGGUGAAGUAGUAAUGACCCAGUCCUACGACUGGAUCAAAAUUCAGUCCUAGGACUGGAUCAAAAUUAAUUCAUCCCACUUUAAUUAAUUAUUUAUUCGUAUCAGAGAUGUAAUAUUUGAAAACUGACUAUGAGGACUGGACUAAAUUUCAAGUCCUAGCAUUUUGAUCCAGUCCUCGGCUUCGCCUCAAACUUGAUCAAAUUGCGCAGACUUGAAAUCUAGUCCAGUCCUCAUAGUCGGUUUUCAAAUAUUACAUCUAGCACACUAUGAUAGUUUAUGCUUUUGACAGUGCAUGGCUGCAUGCACACCAACAAUAUUCCUAAUCUUUUCACGCAGGUGAAUAUGAUGCUGACUCUGGCAGCAAAUUACGCUCACAUCAAAGAUCAUCGUACGAGACCAAAACAAUCUGAAUUAUCAGUAGGAAGGAAAUGCUGCCUGGUUGAAGACCCUGAAGAAUACUUUACUACAGACGAUGAAGAGGAAGCGACCGAGCAACUGAUUACAUUGGAAACCAAGUUGAAGAAACAUAAUGAAGGAUUUGAAGUGAAUAAAAAAGGACAUAUUGAACAUGGUUGGAACUACAUGAGCCAUUCUUCAAGUGAUGAAAAACUUAUUAUUGGGAAGAAAUAUUAA
This is a messenger RNA of Paramuricea clavata, 6076 nucleotides long. NCBI's taxonomy places the organism in Eukaryota, Metazoa, Cnidaria, Anthozoa, Malacalcyonacea, Plexauridae. The record is from the annotation of a GenBank genome assembly.